Loxodonta africana (African savanna elephant) is the source of this 587-nucleotide messenger RNA. RefSeq names its product BANF family member 2 (gene BANF2). The coding region runs from base 68 to 340 and encodes 90 amino acids. The record is from RefSeq and is a predicted model, not a curated record. Gene Ontology annotation, molecular function: DNA binding. The transcript has 2 exons. Lineage: Eukaryota; Metazoa; Chordata; Mammalia; Proboscidea; Elephantidae.
UGUCCACUCACACUUUGAGCAGUCAGGCACCUCCUAGUCCUUUUUCCUCCCCCUGUUCUUGCAGAAGAUGGAUCACAUGUCUCCCAAGCUGAGAGCCUUCCUCUCGGAACCCAUUGGAGAAAAGGACGUUGGCUGGGUGGAUGGGGUCAGCCAUGAACUUGCAAUCAAUUUGGUCACCAAAGGUUUCAGCAAGGCCUACAUCCUGCUGGGACAGUUCCUUCUGAUGCACAAGAACGAGGCCGAGUUUCAGAGGUGGCUCAUUUGCUGUUGCGGUGCCACUGAGUGUGAGGCCCAGGAGAGUUCUAAUUGUCUGAAGGAGUGGUGUGCCUGCUUCCUGUAGACAUAACCCUCACAGCUUCUGUCAGGAUAAAUGAUGUGUCCUUUACACUAGACCCAGGCUUGGAGUUUUUACUAGUUGUCAUGUUUAAUUAAUUUUAUUUUAAUGAUACAUGCUCAUUAUAAAAAGUAGCUUAAGAAUGUCAAAAAGUACAAAUGCAAGAAAAAUUACCCCAAAUUCCACCACCCAGAAACCACUGUCAUUCACCUUAGGUGAAUAUCAUACGAAUAUAUCUCAGCAUAAAUUUAUA